CUUCACCGCAUUGCAGUUCGCCCGGGAGCCAGGGUGGUCACAGUGGUCUCUUCCACUUGCGCCGUCCCACGCCCUCCAUCGCUCAACGGUCCCGUCCUCGUCUGCCAGUUACACACACCUCACCCUCAUCCUCAACAUGGCUGGAAGAUACACGCGUCAACAAUGGCUCACUCUCAUCGUCUUCGCCAUCGCCGACUUCUGCAGCGCCGUCUGCGUCUCGCUCCAGGCGCCCUUCUACCCCAUGAUGGCAGAGUCCAAGGGCGCGACCCCGACACAGUACGGGUUCGUGUUCGGUAUCUUUGAGCUGACGGUGUUCAUCGUGAGCCCCAUCUACGGUAACUACCUGUACAAGAUCGGCCCCAAGUUCAUGUUCAACGCCGGCAUCUUCACCACCGCCACCACCUGCAUCCUCUUCGGCUUCCUCGACCGCAUCAAUAACUGUAACGCCUUCAUCGGCUUCUCCUUCGCCAUCCGCAUCGUUGAGGCAAUGGGCAACUCCGGCUUCCUCACCGCCUCCUUCAGCAUCAUCGCGAAGGAGUUCCCGGAGAACGUGGGCGCCACUUUCGCCUGUCUCGAGACCUGCUUCGGGCUGGGCAUGAUCGUGGGCCCCACCCUCGGCGGCGCGCUGUUCGAGCUGGGCGGCUACACGCUGCCCUUCGUGUCGCUGGGCUGCAUGCUGCUGGCCGCCGCCUCCUUCACCUACUGCAUCCUGCCGUCCUACAGCGACGAGCCCAAGAACGAGGAGGUAAAGCAAGGCAGCAUGUUGUCCCUCAUCAAGAUCCCCGCCAUCGGCCUCGCCGCCUACGCCAUCAUUGCCUCCUCCAUCAGCAUCGGCUUCCUGCAGGCCACGCUGGAGCCCCACCUGCGCCCCCUCAGCCUGUCGCCUUUCCAGCUUGGGCUCAUGUUCGUGCUCAACGGCGCCACGUACGGCUUCUUUGCCCCGGUGUGGGGCUUCCUGUGCGAUAAGAUCAUCAACCCGCGGUUUGUGGUCAUCUUCGGCGCCUUCGUCGUGAUGACGGCCUUCAUCCUCAUCGGGCCGGCGCCCUUCCUGCCCAUCCCCACCACGCUGCCGAUCUGCAUCAUCGCCCUCGUCCUCCACGGCACCGGCUUCGGCGCCGAGCUCGUCGCCACCUUCACCAGCGCCCACCGCGAUGCCGUCAAGAACGGCUUCCCCGACGACAUCUCUACCUACGGCCUCGUAUCCGGCAUGUGGACCUCCACCUUCGCCCUCGGGGCCUUCAUCGGACCCUCGGCCGCCGGCGCGCUCUUCGACUGGGUGGGCUUUAGCUGGGCGACGGUGGUCGUGGUGGUGCUGCACCUGGUGGUGGCGGUGCUCUUCAUGUUCAACUUGUGCUGCGAGGGCCAGCGGCGGCCCGGCAGCGGCAUCUACACCAAGAUCCACCACAGCCUGGCGCAGACCGACCCCGAGAAGGCGACGCUCAUCACCGGCGCCGACAACAAGACGCCGCUCAUCAGGACCGUCUCGGACUCCUCAUACUUCAGCGCCACCUCGGACUCCUCGGAGGAGUACUACGUGUACUGAGGCGCCGCCGCGAGAGGGGCCGCCCCCUCGGAGACCAAGUCAUGCCGUGACGCCUGACGCCCGGCGCAAGCGGCACGCCACCCCACCCGCCGGCCCGGGUGUGGCUCCGGGCAGGGUGCGGGAGGAGGGGUGGGCGCCCCUCCUCCCCGCCCCCCGGUCCCCACUACUUCUACUACUACUGAUGGUGCUCAACCCGCUCAAGGCUCAGUAUUGACCUAGGUUGUUGUUGUUGUUUACCCGCGACUUUAGUCACCGCGGGAGCGUGUUUCUAGGUUGUGUGUAACUUAUAAAUGAAAUGAACAGAGAUUUUCCUA
Messenger RNA from Eriocheir sinensis (Chinese mitten crab), 1857 nucleotides. Its product is annotated as MFS-type transporter SLC18B1-like. Lineage: Eukaryota; Metazoa; Arthropoda; Malacostraca; Decapoda; Varunidae. Gene Ontology annotation, molecular function: transmembrane transporter activity. The transcript has a single exon. Gene Ontology annotation, biological process: transmembrane transport. The record is from RefSeq and is a predicted model, not a curated record. The coding region runs from base 137 to 1543 and encodes 468 amino acids.